AUGAGUGUAAAACCAGUAAAACGGAAAAUUGAUAGUAAGAACAGAAUUUACAAAGAAAGUUGGGAGAGUGAUUACUUGAUUGUUAACAAUAAUGGAAAGUUGCAGUGCUUAGUGUGCAUGAAUGUCGUUGCAGUGCCUAAAGAAUAUAAUGUGAGAAUACAUUACACAACAGUGCAUGAAAACAAGUAUGCUACGUACACAAAUAAAAGUCGGCGUGCCCUAGUUGCAGAUUUGAAGAAAAAGCUUAAAGAGCAAACUGGUAUGUUCAGUAAAAUAUUGCACUCUCAAACGCAUUCUUUGCAUGCAUCUUAUGCCGUAUCGCUUGAGCUUGCAAAGGCAAAAAAACCUUUCACUGAUGGCAAUUUGAUAAAAAAAAAGUGCCACUUUCACAUCAAACCAUACAAAAAAGUAUUGUUGCUAUGGGUGAGCAAGUAG
This is a messenger RNA of Diabrotica balteata, 435 nucleotides long. The record is from the annotation of a GenBank genome assembly. Lineage: Eukaryota; Metazoa; Arthropoda; Insecta; Coleoptera; Chrysomelidae.